AUGGUCGACGAAACCCUUGAUAGAUCUGCAGACCAUGAGACCUACAAGUACAUCCAAACAGCUUUCAACAAAGCUGUACUCCAAUGGAAAGCUACCGCCGAGACGCCUGAAAAGGAGACUUAUAAAGAGCUUAAAAAUCGCACGGAAGAUCACUUCAUCCAGGCAAGAGCUGCCCGUGACCUGGCUGAUAUAGAGGCUUGGAUCCGCAAAUACAAUUGA
Fulvia fulva is the source of this 219-nucleotide messenger RNA. RefSeq lists its product as uncharacterized. The transcript has 2 exons. NCBI's taxonomy places the organism in Eukaryota, Fungi, Ascomycota, Dothideomycetes, Mycosphaerellales, Mycosphaerellaceae. The record is from RefSeq and is a predicted model, not a curated record. Bases 1 to 219 code for a protein of 72 amino acids.